Molecule: messenger RNA, 1609 nt
Organism: Colletotrichum phormii
Lineage: Eukaryota; Fungi; Ascomycota; Sordariomycetes; Glomerellales; Glomerellaceae
Product: coagulation factor 5/8 type domain-containing protein
Exons: 1
Coding region: 304-1206 (300 amino acids)
Source: RefSeq, a predicted model, not a curated record
CUCGGCCGGAUCGCAACCCCUCGGCGCGAUAACCUCAGCAAGUCCGAGCAAACUGAUGUGCAUUGGCAGCGGGGCAUUGGCCAAUCAAGACGAACCGCAGAGUCGCAAUAGUCUCUUUUCGUCCUGGUCCGCUGUGUCCUUGCAUCUGUUACGUUACGUCUGCAGUUCAAAAAGCUAUCGCUUUUGUUCAUGCUAUUGUCCAUAAAGCCCGCGGCCUGUCGUGUCAUAGUUGACCAGCUCGUUUGAAGCCUUGCAGUAUUCGCAUAGUCCCUUCAAGAAGAACAGGUUAUCCUGCGCGCGACGAUGGGAAUCUUCAAGGGAGUCGGUCUUUGUACCCUGACUUGUGUGCUACUGUCACUCUUUGCCGAUGCCGCGGCCGGCGGCGGCGUGAAGAGCAUUUUCCUAUUCAAGGACGUUCUACGGUCGAACACCACAGCACUCAAGACCUCGGGCUUUAACACCCUCCUCAUUUUUCGGAUCGGUCUCCUCGAUAACGGCGAUCUUGUUUACUACUCAACUGGAGAUGCGGGCGAGGCAGUCGAUGCUCCCGUGGUGACGAAUGGUUCGUAUGUUGGUGGAACCGCGUUGGCGGAAAAGGUUGAAUCCUUCAAAACCGGCACAACCAACAUCAACAGAGUGGAGAUCUCGCUGGUCUCACAUGACACGACAUUCCAAAUUAUCCGCGACUUGAUCAACGCAGACGGUACAGGCUCUGACACCGUGUUGUACAAGAACUUUGAGGUCUUGAAGGCAGAGUGGGGCCUUGACGCAUUCAACAACGACGAUGAGGGUGUCUAUGACGUGGCGAGCACCGUCAGUUUUGCCCAGAUGCUAGGGGAGAUGGGGUAUCAGUAUUCCAUUGCGCCUUACACCAACAGCGGCUUCUGGGCGAACGUCACGACGCAAGUUGAAUCCGCAAACCCUGGCCUGUUCGAUAGGGUGUACCUCCAAGUCUAUGAUGGUGGGUCUGGCAACAAUCCUGGAACAUGGCAGACUACCCUCGGCAUGAAGGUGAUCCCUCUUGUAUGGGUUGUCAAUGACGCGAAGCCGUCUCAAGGAACGACCGCGGCUGAGGCUCAGCAGCGAUUCGAAACCUGGUUCUCGCAAUACACCGUGGCGGGCGGGGGGUACUGGAAUGAUUACGACAUUGAGAAGAUGGACUCAUCUUACACGGAUUAUGGAGCAGCACUUACUAGUGUUUUCUGAUGCAAAGUGCGCAGCAAUUCUCUGUCUUGAGGCAUCGUAUUCAUGUCAUUUACCCUUGGCAGAAUUUCUUCAAAUCCCUCACGUUGCUAAGAAAAAGAAACAUAGUCGUUACUCUGAUCUCGGCAUUUGUCAUCUUGACAGGUUUGCUCCAAGAUUCUUGUUGCAUUUAAGCGACUUACAGUUGAAGAACGGUGGGAGCAAACAUCGUUCAUGUUGCUAACUACUCGAGAUGUAGAUCUAUCAUUUGAUUAACCAUUCAUGAGAGCACUGUUACUUCUGAAGUGGAAGUCGUUCUGCCUACCCCGAGUCCCCGACUCUUUUCCCGCCACCUCCUAGUUUCGAUGUAUGAAAAUCUAUCACAAAGCGAGGUAGCAAGUGGAAGACAUGUAUAGUAGAAAGUGGC